AAUAUGGCGGUCCAGCUUACGUCACGACACAUUACCAACGACAUUAAAUAAAUUUUGAUGGAAUAUUUAUAUCUCGUACCAAUUGAAUAGCACAUAAUUCUAUCAGCUGAGAUUGAGACGUCUAGGUACUUGUUAUUACUUUAAUAGAAAUGUUAUUCACCGUUAUGAUUUUAAUUGCAUGGAUACCCUGUGGACAUGGCCGAGACCGCUCGUAUGAUGUUUACACGACAAGUAAUCAUGCUGUUGAGGAAAUCGGAGAGGAUGUAUUUUUUGAAAUCGUUCAUCCACCGGAGUUGCAGUUUACUUAUAGAAUAAGACCGGCUCAGGGCUUUGGAGCUAAUUUUAAUUCAAGUUUUUCGGAGAAAAACAUUGCCCUGAUUCCAACAACACCUCCAGAUUGUUGUAAUCCGCCGGACAAUGCCGGUGAAUUAUUCGGAUCAGUUGCGUUAAUCGAGAGGGGAGGCUAUUGA
Fopius arisanus is the source of this 470-nucleotide messenger RNA. RefSeq names its product PRADC1-like protein. The transcript has 4 exons. Lineage: Eukaryota; Metazoa; Arthropoda; Insecta; Hymenoptera; Braconidae. The record is from RefSeq and is a predicted model, not a curated record. Bases 150 to 470 code for a protein of 106 amino acids.